AUGUCCGAGACUACUAAUGAAGAUUCCGGAGCAGGAAGAUCAGUGGAAGGGAAUUCAAAUGGGCAAAGAAGUCAAUCAGAAGAAGCUCUCGCGGAGUGGCGGUCGUCUGAUCAAGUCGAGAAUGGUACUCCUUCGACGUCGCCCCCUUACUGGGACAUUGGUGAUGAUGAUGAUGAUUUUGGACUAAAACCAUCUGAACUAUUUGGGAGACAUACUUGGAAGAUUGAGAAAUUUUCAGAGAUCAAUAAACGGGAGAUUCGUGGCGAUGUUUUUGAAGUCGGUGGCUACAAAUGGUAUAUAUUAAUUUAUCCACAAGGUUGUGAUGUUUGUAACCAUCUCUCUCUGUUUCUCUGUGUUGCAAACCAUGAUAAACUUCUUCCAGGUUGGAGUCAUUUUGCUCAGUUUACUAUAGCUGUGGUGAAUACAGAUCCAAAGAAUUCGAAGCAUUCAGAUACAUUGCACCGGUUCUGGAAGAAAGAGCAUGAUUGGGGAUGGAAAAAGUUUAUGGAGUUAACUAAAUUAGAGCAAGGUUUCAUAGAUAAGUCUGGCGCUCUUACAAUUAAGGCUCAAGUUCAGGUGAUCAGAGAGAGGGUGGAUCGACCUUUCCGCUGCCUUGAUUGUCACUAUAGGAGGGAACUUGUUAGGGUGUAUUUGAAAAAUGUAGAACAAAAUUGCUCGCAGUUUGUGGAAGAAAAAAGAAGCAGGCUUAUUAGGUUGAUAGAGGACAAAGCAAAAUGGAGAAGCUUUAGUGCCUUCUGGUUAGGGUUGGACCAAACUUCAAGGCGUCGGAUGUCUCGAGAGAAAAGGGAUGUGAUUUUAAAACUAGUUGUGAAACACUUCUUCAUCGAGAAGGAAGUUGCAUCCACUUUGGUGAUGGAUUCCUUGUACAGUGGGUGGAAGGCUCUUGAUGGCCUAACUAAUUAUAAGAAAAGUAGGCCGAGGCUAGCUGAUAUCGAAGAACUGCCAGCUCCAAUUGUUAGUGUGGACAAGGAUAUGUUUGUAUUAGUUGAUGAUGUUCUAUUGCUCAUACAGAGGGCUGCUCUUGAGCCAUUGCCUCCAAAAGAUGAAAGAGGUCCUCAAACGCGUACAAAGGAUGGGAAUGCUGGAGAAGGCUUCAAUAACGAAGCCACAGAGCGUGAUGAGAGGCGUUUGACUGAGUUGGGUAGACGGACUAUGGAGAGAUUUGUUCUUGCACAUAUCUUCAGCAGCAAAAUUGAGGCUGCAUACCAAGAAGCUAUUGCAUGGAGAAGGCAAGAAGAACUUAUUCGCGAAGAAGAGGAAGCUUGGCUGGCAGAAAGCGAACAGAAGGCCAAAAGAGGAGCAGCCGAAAAAGAGAAGAAAUCUAAGAAGAAACAGGCCAAACAGAAAAAGAACAAAAAUCGAGGAAAGGAUAAAAAGAAAGAAGAGAAGGUGAGCACCCAAACACAAGAAACGUUUAUUGAGAAAGAGGAAUGCGUGAGGGCCAAAGCCGAAUCGUCAGCUGAAAAACCGGACACACUUGAAGAUGUCUCUGACGUCUCUGAUUCAGUAGAUAGUUCAGCUGAUAGAGAGAGUAGCCCUGUUCAUUGGGAAAUAGAUACCUCAGAGAUUCAUCCUCCUCCUUCAAGAGACACUACUGGAGAAGGAGGCAGUUCCAUAUCUAUACCUAACGGCAUUGCAGAUAGAAAGUGUAUCUCCACAGUGGAUGAUAGUUCUUCAACUUGUUCUAAUGAAUCGAUUCGAUCAGGGGUAGCUAAUGGGUCAUCCAAAGGGAAUGCUUCAAAUUGCCGAAGCCAGAAGUGGCUUAGCAACGGAAAAACGCAACCAGGAAAAGUAUCUGAUGCUAACAGUUCAACAGUGGACCACACUUCAAGACAUGCAUCUGAUCCUAAGAAUCAAAACCAUUCUUCUGAGAUACGCAGAGUUGGUGACAUUGACGUGGUUAUCUCCCACAUCCGCGAGCCAGAGAGCCGUGGGGAGCCUAAUCCUGUUAGCAAGGUUCUGACGAAAGAGAAAAGCGCUGCUGUACUUUCCCCGCCGAGAGCUGCUCCCGCUCCUUGGAAUCUCCCAUCUCUAGAGAAAGCAAAACCGGAGAAGAAGGUUGUUUCAAAUGUAGACGCUGUUCCAAACAAGAAACCAGUAUCUGCUAGAUCACCUUCAUCAGGUCAAGCAUCACCAUCUCGAGAUAUUCAGCUGCAGACUCUGGUUCCUAGAGCGGAUAUACAGAAGACUGCUUCUCCAAAACCUGCGGCACAACCAGUACAAUCCAUGUCUAGACCUGUAAGUGCUCCUAUAAUCCCUCCAAAGCAAGCUGCACCUGUAAUAUCUGCUGUUCAAACCUCGACACCGUCAUUUGCUCGUUCAAUGAGCUCAACAGGCCGUUUAGGUUCACCACCACAGAGCCAAACUUACAUUCCUCAGUCCUAUAAGCAUGCCAUAGUGGGUUCGUCUGGUUUCAACCACUCAAGCUCUCAACCGACGGCAACAAGCACAUUGCCGCCUUAUUCACAACCGCCUCCUAUCUCGGUCCCUAUCAACGUUGGCUCUUGGGAUGUUUCAUCUGGUGGGCUUUUGUGGACCGGUGGUUCGAGUUCAAACAGAGACACAACAACAACAACAACAACAACCAUCAGUGGGAAUCAUGGAACGAACCCUUACAACAACACACGCAUGCAGUCUACUAGUCAGUUUGGGAGAACGGCACAGAGUCUAGUGACAGAUGAGUUCCCUCACCUUGAUAUAAUCAAUGAUCUGCUUGAAGACGAAUACGGUUCAAUGGACAGUAGUGUAUACGGUUUACCACAACGGUUCAACAACCCCUACACAUAUCAUGGCGGUGCAGGUGCGGAUAUCGGGAUCUCUGGCAGGUCAAGGAGUUACAGUGACGAUGGAUUUCAUCAGUCUUACGGUGAGUACAUGCCGCAUUCUUCUUCUUCGUCAUCGUCUUCGCCAUAUGGGAACGGGCAAAUAGAUGGGUUGGUGGCACAAACGCAAUGGCAGAUGGCAAAUAUGGACUUGUCUUUGUUGGCUAUGAGGAACCAAGAAGAUGCAGCAUUAGGAUCAGCAAGUAAUUACUCCUACUUUAACUUAGAUUCAUCACCAAACCCGAAUUUGUCAUCUGGAAUCAAUGGCUAUAGAGACUUCAGGCCAUCAUCGAACGGACACUGA
Molecule: messenger RNA, 3147 nt
Organism: Microthlaspi erraticum
Lineage: Eukaryota; Viridiplantae; Streptophyta; Magnoliopsida; Brassicales; Brassicaceae
Source: the annotation of a GenBank genome assembly